Molecule: messenger RNA, 2554 nt
Organism: Cherax quadricarinatus
Lineage: Eukaryota; Metazoa; Arthropoda; Malacostraca; Decapoda; Parastacidae
Product: C-type lectin domain family 4 member D
Source: RefSeq, a predicted model, not a curated record
UAUAAAUUUGUGGACUGUAUAUUAAAAUUAAUAAAUUAUUAUAUAUACACACAUUUACAUAACAGAAGAAUAUAUCUUAAUAUCACUCACCAAUUUGACUGGAGAUUAAGGUGUAUCAUACUCAGAAAACCUCAGUCUAUCCAUGAAAAUAACACUGGCCAGAGUUACAACAUAAAUAAACUUAUCUGAGGCAAAGAGAAGAUACAUAAAAUGGUGUACAUAAGCACGGUCUUGCCAGUGGUGGUGGCACUAUGUUGGGACAGGACAGCCGCUGACACUGAAGAGUCAGUCACCACAACAGAAACUGAGCUGCGAGGAGCAGUGGUCAUCAACCAACUGGUCCUCCAGCAGAUGGGACAGCUGCUCAUGGAUUUCGUCAACAUCUCUCAACACCCUCCAACCUGCCCUAAUGGGUGCGAAACAAAGAGGCUGGACACCCCCCUUGACACCCAGGAGGUCUACAAGAACCUGACACAGGAAGUGAGCCACACACUUAGCAAGCUACAGGAAGUAACUCAAGUAAUGACGGAGACGUUCACUAAACUUACUGACAUGGGAGAAACGUUGAUGAGGAUGCAAGAGACUACCCAAUCCAGCAUCAAAAUUCCCGUUCCCCACCAGGAAGGUACUGGUUCCGUCAAAGACUGUCCUGUACCCUAUUUCCGGCUCAACUCUGAGUGCUUCUACAUAAACGAGUGGUUCGACGCAACUUGGGUGCAAGCUAAUGACUUCUGCAGGCGUAUCGGAGGCUCACUGGCUGCACCUUCCUCCGUGGAGAUCCUGGUGGCUGUGAUGCACCAGCGAGGAGAUGUGACCAAAGAAAUAUAUUGGCUCGGCGCGUCUGACCUGAUGGUGGAGCAACGGUGGCAGUGGACGUCAGGUACUCUGAUGAACAUUCACGUAGUACCUUGGAAGGCAGGUGAACCCAACAAUGCCCACAAUGAAGACUGCUUAGCCGUGCAAAUGAAACGUUAUCCAUUCUUUAAUGAUCAAAACUGUGAAAUUAAGCUACCCUUCGUGUGUGAGCUUAAUAUGAACGCUUGACCUUACUAUAGUGAUUAUGUCCCUGUAGGAAAGUAACCAAAUUCAUUGUUCUUGCCCAUGGGAACUUAUGUAGUCACGUUGAACACCUUUCAGGCUUGCAUAUACUAAUCUUAAAUAAAAAAAAGACAUACAUUCACAAGCCAAUGUAAGGAAGACUAAUUACACUGAAAGAGGCGAGAAUUGGUAUAGAAGCCUACAUUGUCAUAAAACUGCUGUUCAUCAAUAUAUGUAUAUAUAUAUCAGGGCCGACCUUAAGCCGAUUGGACCGAUUGCUCCCAAUAGGGCCCCUAGCAUGAGGGGGCCCCACUAGAGUGUAAUUACUUUCGGCUUGUCAAGUACACACAACAGCAAGAAGUAAAAAAAAAUGUUAAGUGAUUUUUAUAAGUCCGAAAAAGAUCAUUUGUUUCCAACAUGUGCACUUAAAUUCUGAUUUUUUUUCUGAACAAAAAUAAAUUAAUAUUUUUAAUAAAUCAUUUCACAGUCACUAAAGCAAGUAGUAUUGUGACUACUUUUCAGAGGUGAUAUACAAAUUGUUUGUUAGUUGUAGGCUACCUUAUAAAAUAAAAACCAUGCUAAAAUAAUCACGUAUUAUUGCUAUAGAACACCAAAAAAGAGUGUGUACAAGUGUGUACUCACCUAUUUGUGAUUGCAGGGGUCGAUUCACAGUUCCUGGCCCCGCCUCCUCGCUGGUCGCUACUAGGUCCAUGAGCUUUAUCGUAUAUUUUCUUAAAGCCAUGUAUGGAGCCUGCCUACACUAAUCACUAUGCAAAUUGUUCCACUGCUUGACAACUUUGACUGAAAAAAAUACUUCCUAAUAUUCCUGUUAUUCAUCUGAGUCUUCAACUUCCACUUGUGACCCCUUGUUGCUAGGUUCCAUCCCUGAAACAUCCUAUCCCUAUCCACCUUGUCAAUUCCUCUCAGGAAUUUUAUGUUAUCAUGUCCUCCCUAUCCCUCUUGUACUCCAAUAUCGUCAAGUCAGUCUCCUUGUAGGACAUACUCCAGGACUAGUCUUGUUACAAACCUUUUCACUCUCUAAUUUCUUGACAUGUUUGACCAGGUGUGGACUCCAUAUCCCAAUAUGGGCCUGACGUACACAGUGUACAAAGGCUUGAACGAUUCCUUACUAAGGUGUCGAAACGCAGAGUAAUUGAAGAUAUUGUCAAAAAUCCACUGUGGUUCAAGUAUCUACGGGAGCUUCAAAGGUUACGUUGCAACAAAGUUGCAGUUACAGUUAGGGUGUAAAUGAGACUAGCAACAAUGAAGAUGUGGACAACUAGACAUCAGUAUCUCUCAACACCGCAGAAUUUACCAGGAAAAUUGUGUCUUAUACAUUCUUAGGUUUGCCAGGUGACGAUAUACUGCAGCAGUUAUUUGAUUGAUGAGGGCCUCAAAGGUGUUCUAGUGGCCCCCUCUGUAAUUAGUAUUUUACAUGUAAACCACACAAUAACCAAAAUCUGUAAACCCUGCAUUGUAAUCCUUAUAGAGAAUAAACCGACUUGAUUUGAUUUGA